GAUAUUUUUAUUUAAUUCUUCUAUUGCGUUUAAAUAUUCAGACUAAUAUAAAUAUUAUGAUGAAAACUCAACUACUGAUUGGAUUUGCUCUAGUGGUUGUUUCUCAAUGUAUGAUCAUAAAGUACAAAAAAUGUUCAUCACCAGCAUCAAGUGCCGUUGUUGGCGAUGUUGUAAUAUCUCCAUGCGAUAAUCAACCAUGUCAAUUUAUAAGGGGUGGAAACGCGAACAUUCAAAUUCAUUUUCAGGCCAAAAAUGAUAAUUCCAACAUUACCACUAUAGUUAAAGGCAAAAUUGGUCCACUUUGGGUUCCCUUUCCCCUAUCUCAACCAGACGGAUGCCUCAAUGACGGAAUAAUUUGUCCCGUAAAAACCGACCAACAAUACGUUUAUUCGUAUGAUUUACCUAUUUCCAAGUCGUAUCCGGCGAUUUCCGUCGUAGUAAGCUGGGAGUUGCAAGAUGAAAACGGUAAUGAUCUGGUAUGCAUCCAAUUUCCAAUAAAACUUGUAUAAAACUUCAAAUUGUUAAAAGUAUUUUAUCUUUAAGUUAAUUAUUGAAAUAAAUUAUUUCUCGAGGUAUAA
Hydra vulgaris (swiftwater hydra) is the source of this 578-nucleotide messenger RNA. RefSeq names its product NPC intracellular cholesterol transporter 2. The record is from RefSeq and is a predicted model, not a curated record. Gene Ontology annotation, biological process: intracellular cholesterol transport. Gene Ontology annotation, molecular function: sterol binding. NCBI's taxonomy places the organism in Eukaryota, Metazoa, Cnidaria, Hydrozoa, Anthoathecata, Hydridae.